AAGUACGACGAUCGAGUGCAAGCAAAACAGACUGACGUCAGCUCGCUUUUUGCAUAUUAACACCACGCUGCACUAUCCGCACUCGAAAUGAAACGGAUGCAACGAGCUAGACGUGGGCAGGAAAAAGAAAGAGAACGAAAGUUUGACUCAGUUUGACUGGAAGGUGCAGAUCCGAGAAGAAUCUGUGAGAAUUUUAUUUUCGACAAGAAUACACAAGACAAACGCGAAACUCGGUUGAAAAUAUAAACUCUUCAAUCGUGACGUUUCCUGACGGCGACGCGAUAGCGACAACUUCGCGUCGCUCGAGACCGGCCGCACGUGGUCGCGCUCCGUGUCGAUUUUGAGGUUAGGCGGACGGAGGAUGGAGGUCGACGUGGGCGACGUGGUGAUGCCGGGCGACAGUUUGAACAACAUCACGCCGCUCAAAAAGGAAGGGAGAAGCGAGAAGGAGUUCGUGAUCCUGGGCCCCGGACUGCGCCGCGAGGGCGACUCCGUGCUCGUCUGCAAAGCGGGCGUCCUGAGGAAACGCGACCCGGCCGUCUACUACGUGGACAGCUACCAGAAACGAUACAUUCCUAAUCGAGGCGAGAACGUGGUCGGUAUAGUGACGCAGAAGAGCGGUGACAUUUUCAAGGUGGACAUCGGAGCCAGCGAACAGGCAACGCUAUCCUACUUGGCCUUCGAAGGCGCCACGAAGAAGAACCGGCCCGACGUGCAGAUCGGCGAUGUGGUGUACGCCAAGCUACUGGUCGCCAGCAAGGACAUGGAGCCGGAAUUGGUGUGCGUGGACUCCCAGGGCAAGGAGAACGAGCUCGGCGUGCUAAGCUCGGACGGCAUGAUGUUCACCUGCUCGCUGAGCCUCGUGAGGAAAUUGCUGAAUCCGGAGUGCCCGUUGUUCCGGCUGCUCGGUCGGAAUCAGGCGUACGAAAUCGCCGCCGGGAUGAACGGCAGGAUAUGGAUCAAGGCGCAGUCAGUUAAAGAGACGAUAGCCGUGGCGAACGCUAUUCUGGCGUCGGAGUACACGGUACCCAGUGAAAUGCAAAAACUCUGUGCCAGAAUCGAGAAAGUCUUGCUACUCGUGGCGUAAGUCAGUGAACAAUGUUUCACUGAACAUCAAAGAGAACCGACUUGGAUCUUUGAUGCGAGAGGUUGGCAUCGAAGGUUCGAUGUUUCUUCCAAGCAAAGUUGAGGGGAAAUUGGAAUACCUCAGAUCAAAUGCAUUUUGAAGUCAGUCCCACCUUGGCAUGCAAAAUAAAGACUACUUACUGUUGUCAAUGACAGUUACAUUUAUUGUAUCAAUAUUUGUAAUAAAUUCUGUAAAUAAAUCUGGAAGUUUCCUUAACUGAUAA
Molecule: messenger RNA, 1349 nt
Organism: Temnothorax curvispinosus
Lineage: Eukaryota; Metazoa; Arthropoda; Insecta; Hymenoptera; Formicidae
Product: exosome complex component RRP40-like
Exons: 3
Coding region: 362-1087 (241 amino acids)
Biological process (GO): exonucleolytic trimming to generate mature 3'-end of 5.8S rRNA from tricistronic rRNA transcript (SSU-rRNA, 5.8S rRNA, LSU-rRNA); poly(A)-dependent snoRNA 3'-end processing; U4 snRNA 3'-end processing
Cellular component (GO): cytoplasmic exosome (RNase complex); nuclear exosome (RNase complex)
Molecular function (GO): RNA binding
Source: RefSeq, a predicted model, not a curated record